This is a messenger RNA of Hibiscus syriacus, 805 nucleotides long. RefSeq lists its product as uncharacterized. The record is from RefSeq and is a predicted model, not a curated record. The coding region runs from base 107 to 559 and encodes 150 amino acids. The transcript has a single exon. NCBI's taxonomy places the organism in Eukaryota, Viridiplantae, Streptophyta, Magnoliopsida, Malvales, Malvaceae.
GGAGGUUUAAAGGCGAAGCUGCCUUCUUUCAACAGAGAAGACUUGGCGAUUCACACAAACUCUUAACUCAGCAAUUCGAUCCGGUUCCAACUCACUGAAUCCAUCAAUGUCGUCUCGAAAUCCGGAAACCUCGGGUCCCCAAGCCCCAGCAGACCGUUCAGAUCCUUCAACCCGAGACCACAACCUGGUUGACCCAGUGCCUGAUCGACCCGACGGCGAUUCAUCGAAUUCAGGAGGGGAAGGAGAAGAAGAAGAAGGAGGAGGAGAGUGUGGGUUUUGCUUGUUCAUGAAAGCCGGAGGCUGCAAGGAGAGCUUCGUGGCUUGGGAAGAUUGCGUUGACGAAGCCGAGAAGAACGGCGACGAUAUCGCCGCCAAAUGCAUGGAAGUAACAGCUGCUUUGAGGAAAUGCAUGGAGGAUCACGCCGAUUACUAUGAGCCGAUAUUAAGAGCCGAGAAGGCUGCCCACGAAGAAGCCAUUAGGGAGCUGGAAAAAGAAAAGGCAGCUAAAGAAGAAUCCGACCAAAAUUCGGAAUCCAAUAAGGAUUUGGAGAAAAAUUGAGGUGGCUGCUUUAUUAUAUUCUUCCCUUUGUGGGAUUUUGAGUUUUGAGUUUUUUUAGUGGUGAAUUGGGCCAUUUUUAUGGCAAAGGAUGGUACUUUUUCUUGGUCCUGGUUUAUUUUUAAAAAAAGAAUGCUGAGAUAGAGGAAAGGUUGAAAAUUCAUGAGAAAUGUAAAAUAAUGACGGUGAUUAGUUCACGAAAACAAACAUUUUUGUCGACGAAUAAUCUUUGCUUGUUUAGAUUAGUUU